AUUUUAGUGAGAGUAAUUUCAACUGGUCCUCUCUCAGUCUUCUUCAAUCUCUCUCUCUUCACAAAUCAGAAAUCUCUCAUCUUUCACUUUCUCUCUUUAUCUCCAUCACUUUCUCUUUCCUCUCUGAAACUCUCUGCAACUAUUUUCAGAUCAAUUACUCUCCGAGAUUCUCUCUCUCUUUCUUCAAUCUUUUCGCUGUUCUCUGACCAUAAUUCCUCGUAAAGCUGCAUCUCUUCUAGUACUUGUACUGUUUAUUUCCGGUUUAAGUCAAUCGUCAUUUGACUUUGAGGAGAAAUUCAACUGAAAAUCUACUACACUAUAUAUCUGACUUUUUUGAUUUCAAUUCAUGAGAAGACUGCAAUUCAGGUGAAAAAUGAUGUGGAAUGAGUCUAAAAUCGGAAAAUCCAAGGUUUGAGGAAUUUUGACGGGGUUUUUUUUAAAUUAGAAUAAUAUUUUGCGUGCUUUCUGAAUUGAGGAGAUUGCGGAAGCAGAAUUUUGAUUUUAAUCAACUUCAUUGAGAAACUGUAUUUUAGCUGAAGAUUGAAGCGAACGUAAUCGGAAAAUCCGAGGUUUGAAGAAAUUUUGAUGGAGUAAAUUUAUGUAGAAUAACAUAAAUUUUAACGUGCUUUUGAAUUGAGGAGAUUGUGCAAGUACAAUUUUCGAUUUCAACUUCAUCGAGAAUCUUUUUUUGAUUUGGCUAAGAGAUGACGCGACAUUACUGCCGGUGGUCGGAAAUCAAAGGUUUUCGGAAAUUUUGAUGGUGUGAAUGUGUUUUUGACUUCGGACUUGUGGAGAUUGUGGAAGUGAAUUUCGAUGUAUGGAAAAUUUUCAUUACUUUGAAAAUGGAUGAUGAUGAGUUAAGUUUGAGCUCUAAGUGAAUUUGAUUUGGUUUGUGAUUUUGAUUUUUUGCUGAAUUUGUAUAAAGAUGGAUAGAAUGGCGUCAGAUCUUACUCGUAACGGUCCUGUUGAAAGAGAUAUUGAGCUGGCUAUUACUGCCCUUAAAAAGGGUGCAUAUUUGCUGAAGUAUGGAAGAAGAGGAAAGCCAAAGUUCUGUCCAUUCCGGCUAUCCAAUGAUGAAUCUGUUUUGAUAUGGUUCUCGGGGAAAGAGGAGAAGCACUUGAAGCUUAGCCAUGUUUCCAGAAUUAUAUCUGGCCAGCGAACACCAAUAUUUCAAAGAUACCCUCGUCCUGAGAAGGAAUAUCAGUCAUUUUCUCUCAUAUAUAAUGAUCGAUCAUUGGACUUGAUUUGCAAGGACAAGGAUGAAGCUGAAGUAUGGUUUAGUGGUCUUAAAGCUUUGAUUUCGAGGAGUCAUCAAAGGAAGUGGAGAACAGAAUCAAGGAGCGACAGCAUUCCAUCUGAAGCAAAUAGUCCUAGGACCUAUACACGAAGGAGCUCUCCUUUACACUCUCCCUUUGCUACCGGAGAUAGCUUGCAGAAGGAUAGCAGUGAUCACCUGCGCCUUCAUAGCCCGUAUGACAGCCCGCCUAAAAAUGCUAUGGACAAGGCGUUUUCAGAUGUGAUGCUCCCUGUUCCUUCAAAGGCCUUUUUCCCUUCAGAUUCUGCUACUAUAUCUGUACAUUCCAUGUCAUCAGGCUCAGAUAGUGUAUAUAGUCACAUGAAAGGAAUGUCUACAGAUACCUUUAGAGUCAGUAUGUCAAGUGCUGUUAGCUCAUCAAGUCAAGGUUCUGGUCUUGAUGAUGGGGAUGCUUUGGGUGAUGUAUUCAUCUGGGGAGAAGGCACGGGAGAUGGUGUGCUUGGUGGUGGAGUGCGUAGAGUAGGUAGUUGUUUUGGUGCCAAGAUGGAUUCAUUGUUGCCUAAGGCAUUAGAGUCUGCUGUAGUUCUUGAUGUCCAGAAUAUAGCUUGUGGUGGACGGCAUGCUGCUUUAGUUACCAAGCAAGGGGAAAUUUUUUCAUGGGGCGAGGAAUCUGGGGGUAGACUGGGGCAUGGGGUGGAUGCUGAUGUUUCCCAUCCAAAGCUCAUAGAUGCCCUUAGCACUACCAACAUUGAGCUUGUAGCAUGCGGGGAGCAUCAUACUUGUGCUGUGACCCUUUCUGGUGAAUUGUACACAUGGGGUGAUGGUGCUUUCAAUUUCGGCCUUCUUGGCCAUGGGAAUGAUGUUAGUCACUGGGUCCCAAAGAGAGUGAAUGGUCCAUUGGAGGGCAUACACGUCUCAUCCAUUUCUUGUGGCCCGUGGCAUACAGCCGUUGUGACCUCUGCUGGGCAGUUAUUUACUUUUGGAGAUGGCACAUUUGGCGUAUUGGGCCACGGAGACCGUAAAAGUGUUUCCAUACCCAGAGAAGUGGAGUCAUUAAAGGGUCUUCGCACUGUACGAGCUGCUUGUGGUGUCUGGCAUACUGCUGCUGUCGUGGAAGUUAUGGUUGGGAACUCAGGUUCUAGCAACAUCUCUUCAGGUAAACUAUUCACCUGGGGUGAUGGAGAUAAAGGUCGACUUGGACAUGGUGACAAGGAGGCAAAACUCGUACCCACCUGUGUUGCUCUCAUUGAUCCUAACUUUUGUCAAGUUGCCUGUGGCCAUAGCAUAACAGUUGCACUUUCAACUUCUGGUCAUGUUUAUACAAUGGGAAGCCCUGUUUAUGGACAGUUAGGUAAUCCUCAAAGUGAUGGGAAACUUCCAAUGCGCUUGGAAGGAAAGCUCUCAAAGUCUUUUGUAGAGGAGAUAGCUUGUGGUGCUUAUCAUAUUGCUGUUUUGACCUCUAGGACAGAAGUUUACACUUGGGGGAAGGGUGCCAAUGGACGGCUAGGUCAUGGGGAUACAGAAGAUCGAAAUAUCCCAACAUUGGUUGAAGCUUUGAAGGACAAACAAGUGAGAAGUAUUGCUUGUGGUACAAACUUCACUGCUGUUAUCUGCCUGCAUAAGUGGGUCUCUGGUGUCGAUCAGUCAAUGUGCUCUGGCUGUCGCCUGCCAUUUAACUUCAAAAGAAAACGCCAUAACUGUUAUAAUUGUGGGCUUGUAUUUUGUCAUUCAUGCAGUAGUAAGAAGUCUCUUAAGGCUUCUAUGGCCCCCAAUCCGAACAAACCUUAUCGUGUUUGUGAUAAUUGCCUUGUUAAACUUAGGAAAGCAAUUGAGAUUGAUGCUUCAAGCCACUCCUCUGUCAGUAGAAGAGGACUUGUAAACCAGGGGAUUGAGCUGAGUGAGAGAGAAGAAAAGCUCGAUGCAGGUUCUCGUCAACUUGCAAGAUACUCUUCGAUGGACUCCUUUGAAGGUCGAUCUAGGAAAAAUAAGAAAUAUGAAUAUGAUAAUAGUCGUGUAUCUCCUAUACCCAAUGGGGGUGGUUCGCAAUGGGGAGCUAAUAUAUCAAGAUCAUUUAAUCCAAUGUUUGGGUCAUCAAAGAAAUAUUUCUCUGCUUCAGUUCCAGGAUCCAGAAUAGUUUCUCGAGCAACUUCACCUAUUUCUAGACGACCAAGUCCACCUCGUUCAACAACACCUACCCCAACCCUCUCAGGACUUAUGUCUCCAAAAUUGACAGUUGAUGAUGCCAAGAAGACUAAUUAUAGCCUUAGCCAAGACGUUAUGAGAUUAAGAGCACAGGUGGAAAGUCUCACUCGUAAAGCUCAAAUUCAAGAAGUCGAAUUGGAAAGAACAAAUAAACAACUAAAGGAGGCAAUAGCAAUAGCAGCUGAAGAGACUGCAAAAUGCAAAGCAGCCAAGGAAGUGAUCAAGUCACUAACUGCCCAGCUAAAAGAGAUGGCGGAAAGGUUGCCUGUUGGAGCUACACGAAACAGCAAGUCUCCUUCAUUUCCAUCUUUGUCCUCCACUCCUACUUCUGCUGACAUCUCAAACUCCUCAAUUGUUCAUUGUAUUGAUCAAAAACCUAGCCUUCUGGCGGACAUAAAUGGUGGCUUAAAUGGUCUAGUGCUUUCAAAUGGUUCAGCAACUCCUAGUAGCCGUAGUUCUGUUCAGAGUAGAGUAGUUAGCUCAGAGGCAACAAGAAACGGGAAUAGAAAUCGAGAAGGUGAACCACGACCAGAGAAUGAAUGGGUUGAGCAGGACGAGCCUGGUGUAUAUAUUACAUUCGUCUCUUUACCAGGAGGUAUCAAGGAUUUAAAGCGAGUUCGUUUUAGCCGGAAAAGGUUUAGUGAAAAGCAAGCAGAACAAUGGUGGUCAGAAAACCGAGCAAGAGUAUACGAGCACUACAAUGUCCGUUCAACUGAUAAGUCGAGCGUUGGUGUCGAUAGUGAGCUUGGCUCAAUGAUUACGGAUAAAUGAAAAUAAUGCGCCUGGAGAUUUAGUCCCUCAGUUUUUCUCCUACAGCUAUGCAUUCUGCUAUUCCACGCGGCACGCGGUAAUGUACUGAUCUAUGAAGCUAUGAAUCUUGGACUAAUAUUAAAGGUCCAGAUGCAGAGGUUUAAUUGUUUUCUUCUAUUCAUUUUCGAGUCCCCCCCCCCAUCUCUCAUAUCCCCCGAUUCAUGUAAGUCGUUUGUAGCUUUUUUUUUUUCUCCUUUUCUAAUUGUAAUGUGUGAGGAUUGAGAGUGAAAAAAAUGUAUAUUCAUUAUAGGUUGCUGUCAAUUGUUGUAAAGCAGCUGCCUUGUAAAUUCUGAUUAAUGAAAGUAAUUUUCAGGUUUUUACCUUCUCUGAA
Molecule: messenger RNA, 4598 nt
Organism: Amaranthus tricolor (Joseph's coat)
Lineage: Eukaryota; Viridiplantae; Streptophyta; Magnoliopsida; Caryophyllales; Amaranthaceae
Product: PH, RCC1 and FYVE domains-containing protein 1-like
Exons: 9
Coding region: 926-4228 (1100 amino acids)
Molecular function (GO): metal ion binding
Source: RefSeq, a predicted model, not a curated record